Molecule: messenger RNA, 1254 nt
Organism: Octodon degus (degu)
Lineage: Eukaryota; Metazoa; Chordata; Mammalia; Rodentia; Octodontidae
Gene: Wnt8a
Product: Wnt family member 8A
Exons: 6
Coding region: 199-1254 (351 amino acids)
Biological process (GO): canonical Wnt signaling pathway; cell fate commitment; neuron differentiation
Cellular component (GO): extracellular region
Molecular function (GO): frizzled binding; cytokine activity
Source: RefSeq, a predicted model, not a curated record
AGUCCCUCCUCCCCGCUCCCCCAUUGGGUCCCUGGCUCCUGCAACCCUGCCUGUGGAGACGAAAGAGGAGGGGUGUUGCUCUUUCACCUUUGGCCAUUCAGAAUUUUCGCACAUAAAUACUAGGGAAGACCCUGCUCUCUCCUUACUUCUCUGCCCUUGGCCCUCGCUGGGGCUUGUCCCCUUGGGGUGGGCAGGGCCAUGGGGGACCUGCUCAUGCUGAGGCUGGCCAUGCUGGUAGGCUGUGCCACCUCCAGCACCUCUGCCUGGUCAGUGAAUAAUUUCCUGCUGACAGGUCCCAAGGCCUACCUGACCUACACGACCAGCGUAGCCUUGGGAGCCCAGAGUGGCAUCGAGGAGUGUAAGUUCCAGUUUGCUUGGGAACGCUGGAACUGCCCUGAGAACGCGCUGCAGCUCUCCACCCACAACAGGCUGAGAAGUGCCACCAGAGAGACUUCCUUCAUUCAUGCUAUCAGCUCUGCUGGAGUCAUGUAUACCAUCACCAAGAACUGUAGCAUGGGCGACUUUGAAAGUUGUGGCUGUGAUGAGUCAAAAAAGGGAAAAACAGGAGGCCAUGGCUGGAUCUGGGGCGGCUGCAGCGACAAUGUGGAAUUUGGGGAAAGGAUCUCCAAACUCUUUGUGGACAGUUUGGAGAAGGGAAAGGAUGCCAGAGCCCUGAUGAACCUUCACAACAACAGGGCCGGCAGGCUGGCAGUGAGAGCCACCAUGAGAAGGACCUGCAAAUGUCACGGCAUCUCAGGGAGCUGCAGUGUCCAGACGUGCUGGCUGCAGCUGGCUGACUUCCGGGAGAUGGGAGGCUACCUGAAGGCCAAGUAUGACCGGGCGCUGAAAAUUGACGUGGGCAAGCGGCACCUAAGGGCUGGCAACAGUGCUGAGGGCCGCUGGGCUCCCACUGAGGCCUUCCUGCCUAGCGCAGAGGCAGAGCUGGUGUUUCUAGAGGAAUCUCCUGACUACUGUACCCGCAAUGCCAGCCUGGGCAUCCAUGGCACAGAGGGUCGAGAAUGCCUGCAGAAUGGCCUCAACACAUCCCAGAGGGAACAGCGUAGCUGUGGGCGCCUGUGCACCGAGUGCGGGCUACAGGUGGAAGAGAGGAGAACUCAGGCCGUGCGCGGUUGUAACUGUAAAUUCCACUGGUGCUGCACUGUCAGGUGCGACCAGUGCAGGCAUGUGGUGAACAAAUACUACUGCGUGCAUUCCCCAGGCAGUGCCCAGGCCCAGGACAGUGGCAGUGCCUGA